AUACACGAAUACACUGUCAAGCGUUAAUUACAUACCAAGACUCCUUGUAUUUGACUUCAAGUCUUCGCAAAAGCUUCCGUCCAUUUCAGUCCUCGAAAAAGCGAGGGGAGGAGAAGCUGCACUACACAGAGCCAAAGAUCAACCGACUCUCAACAAGCGCAUUUUUCCAAAUGAACGACUCCUGUAUACGAAAGAAACAAAAACGAUAGAAAGGAAACCCCAAAAAUCCCUUCAUCAUGGCCUCAUUAACGGACAACUCGACAACAAAAUCCCCAAGUACACUACGCUACAUACAAUACGACCCUUCCCGCGAAAUCGAAUACCUCACCGCAAUGCGCCAACUAAUAUCCAAAGACCUCUCGGAACCCUACAGCAUCUACGUAUACCGCUACUUUUUAUAUCAGUGGGGCGAUCUCUGUUUUCUGGCCAUGGACUCCAACGACAAACUUGUGGGCGUGGUAGUCUCAAAACUGGAACCUCAUCGAGGCGGGCCUUUGAGGGGUUAUAUUGCCAUGUUAGCGGUUAGGGAGGAGUAUCGAGGACAGGGGAUAGCGACGAGAUUGGUCCGGAUGGCGAUUGAUAAGAUGAUUGAGAGAAAUGCUGAUGAGGUCGCGCUGGAAACAGAGGUUGUGAAUACAGCUGCUAUGAAAUUAUAUGAACGGUUGGGUUUCCUUCGAAGCAAACGGCUGCAUCGAUAUUAUCUUAAUGGGAACUCGGCGUAUCGUCUUGUUUUAUAUCUGAAAGAAGGCGUGGGAUCAAUAGGGGCGAAUUAUGAUUAUCCGGUGCCUAUACCAGGGGCACCACCACAAACCACGACGCCGCAGAUUCCAGCUGGUGGUUCUGUUGUGUAG
This is a messenger RNA of Talaromyces stipitatus ATCC 10500, 851 nucleotides long. Its product is annotated as GNAT family acetyltransferase, putative. Gene Ontology annotation, biological process: N-terminal peptidyl-methionine acetylation. The record is from RefSeq and is a predicted model, not a curated record. The coding region runs from base 237 to 851 and encodes 204 amino acids. The transcript has 2 exons. NCBI's taxonomy places the organism in Eukaryota, Fungi, Ascomycota, Eurotiomycetes, Eurotiales, Trichocomaceae. Gene Ontology annotation, molecular function: protein-N-terminal amino-acid acetyltransferase activity. Gene Ontology annotation, cellular component: NatC complex.